Messenger RNA from Filobasidium floriforme, 1147 nucleotides. RefSeq lists its product as uncharacterized. The record is from RefSeq and is a predicted model, not a curated record. Gene Ontology annotation, cellular component: glycosylphosphatidylinositol-N-acetylglucosaminyltransferase (GPI-GnT) complex. Gene Ontology annotation, biological process: GPI anchor biosynthetic process. Bases 198 to 1010 code for a protein of 270 amino acids. NCBI's taxonomy places the organism in Eukaryota, Fungi, Basidiomycota, Tremellomycetes, Filobasidiales, Filobasidiaceae. The transcript has 4 exons.
GCAGACUCGGUCUUUGCACGCUCAGGUGUACAGGUGUUCAAGAUCACCUCCUGCCUCCUGGCCAUCUCCGGUGUCUACUUAGCUACUUACUUUCACGCUAGAACCGCUCAAAUCGCAAAUCGACGGCAUCAUGAUCCCUGACGAAUUCUGAUGACCCGCACGUCUUCUGCUCGCGUAUCCCAGCUGGAACAAGGGAGAUGGUCAUGGCUAUGCACCGCAACAGUAGUAAUUCAGGGGACUUGACAAAGAAUGGCGACGACCGCAAUUUCAAGAAGAAUCUCACUGCGGAAUGUUCUCUGCCCGGAAUCAGUCAUGGGAAUGACGCUCAAAGCUCUCAGGAACAACGGACCGAAAGCGUCUCGUUUCCGCUCCCCGGACACCCUCAGCUGAGCAGCAAACGGACCUGGCCAGUCGGGGGAGAUGCCGACCAUCCUCUCUGCGUCGAGUAUUGCUAUAUCCCCACUGUCAAGGUCGGGCUCUUUCACUGGAUACUUUGGGGAUCCUUCUGGAUGGGGUUGGCGUGUAUCUUGAAGGUGUAUGGAUCGAACGUCUUCAAGCUACACAGGUGGACGACCGCAUGCUGUAUAUGCUUGUUGCUUAUCGCUAACAAGUCGGUAGUCUCCGAAUCCGCCGUAGCCUUCCCAAACCUGGGCAUCCAACUGGAAUCAACCACAGCGAUCAUUAUCCCCUUUCCGUUUUCCCUUCGACUAGUCGUACCUCUCGGAACGUCUAAACGGUUUAUUCCCCUUUCCAACAUCAGAUCCAGCUCGAGGAUAUUUCUCAACGAGGCGUUCCAUCGGUGGAGCGUCGUCUACUAUCUAGGCGUUCUGAGCCGCGGAGGGAUGUAUGAGUGCGCAGGAGGGUAUGGUGUGGAAGGGCUGGAGGUGCAUGUGGUGUUCCCAACGACAAGACCUCGAUUGGAGGUCCUCUUGGAGGUGUAUCACGGACUCCGAGAGACGUUGUAUGAUGACUUUAACGACCUUGACGACAACGAUGAUGAUGAACGAUAGGACUUACAGUCUGGCUCGUGCUAGGAUCGAUCUCGGUCCAUCUUGCGCUUGAGAUCAAUUGGAGCAGUGUAGUAUCGCAGCUGAUGCCGGGUACCAUCGCCUGGUCAUGCUGGUCAAGACUUAUCAGGACACUGAAG